Sorghum bicolor (sorghum) is the source of this 1090-nucleotide messenger RNA. RefSeq lists its product as uncharacterized. The transcript has 2 exons. Bases 67 to 801 code for a protein of 244 amino acids. NCBI's taxonomy places the organism in Eukaryota, Viridiplantae, Streptophyta, Magnoliopsida, Poales, Poaceae. The record is from RefSeq and is a predicted model, not a curated record.
CACCAUCUCGUCCUCGCCCCACGCCACCAUCAACACCAACACCCCGAUCGAUCGACCCAUCCAUCCAUGGCGUCCUCCAAGAUCUCCCUGAAGCUCCUGAUCGACAACAAGGCGAAGAAGGUGCUGUUCGCGGAGGCAGGCAAGGAGUUCGUGGACUUCGUCUUCAGCCUCCUCACCCUCCCCAUCGGCGCCGUGGCGAAGCUCGUCUCCGCGGGCACCAUGGACGGCAGCGUGGGCCGGCUGUACGAGAGCGUCGACCGCAUGGGCUCCUCCUACCUGCAGCCGGGCACGGACCGCUCCGACCUGCUGCAGCCCAAGGUGCUGCACCCGGACGCCCGCGAGCUCCUCCUCCUCCGCGGCCGCGGCGGCGACGACGAGUCCCCGAUCGGGAGGUUCCGCCUCUACACCUGCGCGGGCUACUGCGCCACCGCCGCCGCCGAGGCCAACGUUACGUGCCCGCAGUGCAAGCUGCUCAUGGCCACCGAGGUUUCCUUCGUCCUGCCGUACGCCGCCGCUGCGGCGGCGGCGGCGGCUUCUUCUUCCUCGGCGCCGGGUGGCGACGAGGGCGCAGGAGGGUACGUCAAGGGGGUUGUCACCUAUAUGGUAACCGACGGGCUCGAGGUCACCCCCAUGUCGGCCAUCUCCAGCAUCACCCUCAUCAACAAGUUCACCGCCGGCAAGGACGUCGAGCUCGCCGAGAAGUUCGUCACCGUCGGCACCGACGAGGGGCUGGCUCUUCUCAAGGCCGUGCUGCGUUCGGACACCGUGCUCUCGGAUGUCUUCCUGGCUAGGAAGAAGUGAUCGAAACUCAGCUGCUGAUGCUUGUCGUUUUGCUGGGAGAGGAACCCUUGUCGAAGCUUGUUUGGUGCUGCUGCUGUUUAAGUCCUAAACUGCCAUGUCUGCUUGUUAUCGUUUUAUCGAUGUAUCAUGUUUGAAGACUUUCAGUCCGAGCUGCGUCUGUCAGUUUCAGAUUGGUCAUGAUCAUGCUCGUAUGCAUGUAAGCUUGUUUCGAUUCAGUACUACCGCCUUCCAGUUUGAUCUGUUAUUGUGAGCAUCUUAGAAGCUAUGAUCUUUACUUAGUCAUGGUAUU